This is a messenger RNA of Lasiodiplodia theobromae, 1617 nucleotides long. RefSeq names its product Sh3 domain-containing protein. The record is from RefSeq and is a predicted model, not a curated record. The coding region runs from base 1 to 1617 and encodes 538 amino acids. Lineage: Eukaryota; Fungi; Ascomycota; Dothideomycetes; Botryosphaeriales; Botryosphaeriaceae. The transcript is spliced from 2 exons.
AUGCCGCCCAAACGCUCCUUCACCGACGACUACACCGGCGGGCCCAACCAGUCGCCGACCUCAUCCAACUUCCUUCCCCCGAAGCGGCGCAAGACGUACACGGGCGGGGCGAACGACUGGCGGCGGCCGUCAGCCUCGUCGACGCGCGACGGAUGGUGGGCGGUGACGGAGGCCGAGUGGGAGCGCAUGGCGCCGGCCAUGAAGAUGAACUGGACGCACGUCGGCCGCAUAAUGGAGACGGAGGAGGGCGAGCCUGCGCCCGAGGCCUGCGAACAGUGCCGCGACGCCGGCGACCCGCGCGGCUGCUGGGUCUACUCGCGCGAGGCCAUGCGCCGCUACGGCUUCAAGACGCAUGUGUGCGCCCGCUGCCGCGCCACUGCCAACGUGUGUUCGCUUAAUCCCUUUUUCAGAAACAGCGUAGGCCUGCGAGACAACCGCCCGCCACCCGAGCGGCCCCCGCCGCACGACUCGCCCUACCACCAUCCGCCGCCCAGCGAAAGCAGGCACCGCUUCCCCAGCCCGGGCCCGCCUGAGCAUCACAGAUACCGCUCCGUCACGCCGCCGAGCGAGAGGCACGGCCGCGGCUGGCCGCAGUCGCCCACUGCUAAACGACACAGCUUCGACGACCGAGAGCGAUAUCCCCCACCACCAUCCGAACGCCACAUCUUCCCCUCCCCAGGUCCGCCGCCGCCGCACCACCACCAUCACCACCAGCGACGUCUCUCCCCGACCCCUCCGUCCCCCCACCACCACCCUCCUCACCACCAUCGUUCCCACCUAUCCCAAUCCGAUCUCCAACCGCUUCCCCCCACCGGGGGCGCCCCUCCUCCUCCCCACCCCAACGACCCUUCUUCCGCGGCCGCCGGUAUCCCGCCGCCGCACCCCGCCCACUCGGCACCGCCGCCGCUGCUCAGCCUCGACAGCCUCGCCGCGCGCCUCGAGGUGCUGGAGCAGCAGAUGGACGCGCUGCGCAAGGACAACGUGUACAUGCACGAGGAAAACAACAUGCUCCGCUGGCGCCUCGCCGACCUGGAGGCCCCGCUGCAAGCACAGGCACAGGCGGCGGCGUCAUCUGCUGCCGCCGCCGCUGCUGCCGCUGCCACGCUGACGACGGCAGGAGCGGAAGUCGGCGAGCAGGAUGAUGACGAGGCCGCGGACCGGAAGCCGGUGAUGACGACGACGACUACGAAUACGACGGCACAGCAGCCGCAGCCGCAGCAGCCGCAGCAGCAACAACGUAGCAGUGCGAGUAGUAGGGCGGUUGAGACGCUGGUUAUGGAAGAGUCGAUGGCGUCGAGCCUGCGCGAGCAGGAGCAGCAGCACGAGCACGAGCAGCAAGCCGAGACGGACCGCCGCCGGGAGGCCGCGGAGGAGGAAGAGCAGCGGCGGCGCAGCCGAGCCGAGCGCGAGGAGGAGCGGGAGCGGGAGCGCCGCGAGGAUCAGGCGCGGAGGGAGCAGGAAGAGGCUGAGCACGAGCGCUACCGCCAGCAGGUGGCCGCCGAGCUCGAGGCCCUGCGCGACGACAACGCCGAGCUGGGCAGGAAGGUGGGCGAGCUGGAGAAGGGGCACGGCGUCACACAGCAGAUUCUGAGGAACAUGUACUAUGCCCUGGAUUGA